AUGACGUUUACUCGUUCCCAUUCUACUAUCCUUUUCGACUACAAUAUCUCUGGUUUGACAAUUGAACGCGUUGAUAAUCUAACCGACCUUGGUUUUAAACUAACUAGAAAUCUUAGCCCUAGUCCUCAUAUUGCGAUGAUUACUAAUAGAGCAUUUAAAGUUUUAGGGUUCAUUAUGCGUCUAUCUAAAGACUUUAAAUUGUCAAAAUCAUUAAAAUCAUUAUAUUGCGCUUUAGUUCGUCCUAUUUUAGAGUACGGGUCGGUUGUCUGGGAUCCGUACACUGCUUCUGAUAUUAAUCAACUUGAACGUGUUCAACAUAGAUUUUUGAGAUUUUGUUGUUUUGUCCCAUUAAGCUAUUACAUUCGAUUCGACAAUAUUGUACUCAUUUCUGAUUGUGGUACGCCAUAUCAACUUACUUUAACUGACUUGGAGGAUCGAAUGAUUCCAAAAAUAGCACACUUUAAUUAUGAGUAUAUGGUUUCUAUGGGUUUUAAAUCAUUUGUGGAUGUCAUCACUGGCACAGUUACAGCAAUUAAUAAAGCCGAUAAAUGUGUUACCGUUAAUGAAGAUGAACAAGUAUAUUACGAUUAUUUAUUUUUAUUUUAUGGUGAACAAUUUGGGUACACUGCUAAAGAAAAUGAAAUUAAAUCUAAAAAUUCUAUCGAAUCAAAUGAUGAAACAAACAUACUGGAAAAUUUAUUUUUUUUAAAUUCUGAACAUGAUGUCACACAUAUUAUUGUACUCGGAAAAUACUUGGGAUCACUAACAGUGAUUAAUGCUCUUCUCGAAAGCAAUAUUCAAGGACCUCGAAUAGUUUAUAUUGAAACUUAUGAAAAAAAAAACAUUCCAUUUAUUACUAAUAAGUUUAUUAAAAAUGCUGUUUACAAUGAAUUAUAUAGUCAAGGAGUACGUGUGUACAAAAAAUGUGUAUUCGAAAAAUUCACAUUAAAUAGAGAUCGAACGCAUAUACGGAAAGUGACCUUUACAGCGACUGGUGACAUACUACUUACGCUUGAUUGUGCUACAUUAUUUUGGUUCGACCAGAAGUUUACUAAUAAAGUAAAUUGGUUUACAAUGUUACAGUCCGCGUUGAAGUUUGAUGGACAUUUAGUGGUAAACACAUCGUUCGAGACCAAUAUCGAAUUUGUGUAUGCGGCAGGACCUAUGGCGAGGUUCAUGCAUAAUAAAUAUUUUGUUUUAUCACACCACAUGUAUUACAAUAGAUUAGAGAUUGGAGAUCGAGUGGCCAACGUGCUGAUGAAACGUUUGGGAAUUGUUGAUGACGACAAAUCAAACGAUGACUAUGUUCGUCCACUUUUUGUUUAUUGUCAAUUCCCUGGAAAAUACAAUUACCUCCACACCGAGGUGCCCGUUUGGCGAUCUCUAAAGAAAAAUUCAAAAACACUAAGUACUGGGAAUGCCACUGAUGGAUAUUUUGAAAUUAUUGUAGAUUCUAAUGGUGACGUAUUAGAACUGUCGUGUUAUUCAAAUAAAGAUAUUAAGUAUUUAAAUCUAAUAAAUUUGUGCGGAAAACACGUGAAUUUAUUUAACGAUAUGAUGUACCGCUUCAAAAUGGAUUCUAUUCCGUGUUUUUUUGAAUAUUUCAACCAGUCUUGGUCGUACCCUUUGUACUCAGACAGGUUUUGGAAGAUGUUAAACGAGAUGAAACUAAAAAGAGACAAUAAAAUUUCACGGUUGGCGAGGUCUCCUUAUCUCGAUAACCGUUUCGAUCAGUUGUACGGAGAAAAAUUAAACGCAGCUUUGAUGAAUUUCGUCGCUAAUAACGUGGACGAUUUUCCAAUGUUUUCUCACACCAUUGAUCAAAGAGAAACAGAAGAUGAAUAUAACACGGUUUAA
Molecule: messenger RNA, 1857 nt
Organism: Melanaphis sacchari
Lineage: Eukaryota; Metazoa; Arthropoda; Insecta; Hemiptera; Aphididae
Product: cilia- and flagella-associated protein 61-like
Exons: 9
Coding region: 1-1857 (618 amino acids)
Source: RefSeq, a predicted model, not a curated record